AUGGAACACAUAAUUCUCGUUUCUGGGAAGUGGAAAGUUCAGAAAACUAAGUGGUUAUUUGAAGUAGAUAAUGAGCGAGGAAGCAUAUUGGUUGCUGCGAAUGAAGACACUCGACUUGAGGAUUUUGUGAAAAUCAUACUUGAGGAUUACGGAGUUGAUAUUGCAGAAAACGACGUGGAACUGCGGUACCUUUUGCCCAAGCAGAAUCAACACAAACAAAGCAUCGAUACACCACCUGUGAAAAUAGGAAACGAUAGGCAGUUUUAUGCAUUCUUGGGUCUCUGCAAAGUUGAGAACGUUCGACUAUGUGUAGAGUUUAAAGUUAACAGAAUUGGUGGGAAAGGGGCUGUCGAAGAUCAGAAACAACCCAUACAAGGAGAUGAGCCAUUGUGUGAAGACGAAGAAGAUACAGACGAAGAGGGUGAUCGAUUAGAUUACUGUGAUGAUUCUGAUGGAGCAACAUCUGAUGAUGAAAACUUUACUACAUACGGGAUUCCACCAGACCAUGUAGAAGAGGCCCAGGGAUCUUCUACAAAUAUGAUUUCUGCAAGAGUACUUAAGACACAAGAAAUAGAGCCUCCGAUGAGUAUACCUGAUUUGCGGUCAUUCAAAUUUGCAGUGGGACAGAGUUUCGAUUCCAAAGAUGCAUUGGAGACACGUCUGAAGAUAUGUUCAGUUGUCCAACGUUUCGAUUUUGAUGUGGAUAAAUCUACAAGGAAUCUGUUUCGUGUAAAAUGUUGGCUAGAAGGUUGUACGUGGAAGCUUAGAGCUUCACCAGUAGGUGAAUCAUCAAAGUUUACAAUCCGAGUAUAUGUAGAGGAACAUACCUGCUCCAUAACAGAACGUUCAUCUCGUUCCCGACAAGCUACUCCUGAAAUUCUUGGACUCUUGUACAAAGACUAUGUUGGUGGGGUUGAACCAUCAAUUUUGCCACGUCACGUUUCUAGUGCUAUGAACCUGAUCUUCGGAACAAGGGUCGACUACAUGGAUUAUUGGAAAGCGCGUCGUACACUUAUAGCUGCUAGAGAUCUCGUAAUGGGUUCUUCAGAGAAUGGAUACCAAGAAUUACCUACUUACCUACACAUGAUUAGAAUGUCAAAUCCAGGGACUUUAACUCGACUGGAAGUUGAUACAGAGAAUAGAUUUAAGUACUUAUUCCUUGCAUUCGGCGCUAGCAUUACUGGCUUUCCAUAUUUGAGGAAGGUGGUGGUGGUUGAUGGAACAUUUUUGCAAGGGAAAUACAAAGGAACGCUUCUGAUUGCAACGUCACAGGAUGAGAAUGAUGAAUCAUGGACAUGGUUUUUCCGCCAACUCAGUCGUGUGAUACCCCGAUGA
Messenger RNA from Brassica napus (rape), 1335 nucleotides. RefSeq lists its product as uncharacterized. The transcript has 3 exons. The record is from RefSeq and is a predicted model, not a curated record. Lineage: Eukaryota; Viridiplantae; Streptophyta; Magnoliopsida; Brassicales; Brassicaceae. The coding region runs from base 1 to 1335 and encodes 444 amino acids.